UCGAUGACUCAGCCCCUCUUGAACCAAGUGUCACACUGUCCUUCGCCAUCGCGUAACUGGUGCUGUCUGGUCGACGGUCUCGGGACUCUAAAACGGCAAUCAUGGUUUUCGAAGAAAAAAUGAUUUUGAACGGAGACCCCGAUGAUGAGGAAGAAGAAGAAGAAGAGGAGGAAGAAGAGGAAGAGGAGGAAGACCUGGUGGACCCUAUGGACACGGUCAGGGAGAAGUGCGAAAAGACGGAGCACUGUGUCCACACACGCGAAAGGCUGGAGGCUUGUGAAAACAGAGUUGGCUCGCGGUCGGAGACAGAGGAGGACUGCACAGAGGAGCUUUUUGAUUUUCUCCACGCUCGUGACCAUUGUGUGUCCCACAAGUUGUUCCAUUCCGUGAAAUAAUCUCCAGACACCAGUGUUGGAAAAUUUGACUUUCAUUUCUCAAAGAAACAAAUGCUCUGCUCCACGUUCAUUGUUGUACAGAAGAUUCCCUGUCUAAUUUAUGUGCUUGUUGGGAUGAUCUGCUUUUACUUGUGAAUAUAUUGUGAAUAAAAUGUUAUCUCGUGACGAA
Messenger RNA from Engraulis encrasicolus (European anchovy), 564 nucleotides. RefSeq names its product cytochrome b-c1 complex subunit 6, mitochondrial (gene uqcrh). The transcript is spliced from 4 exons. Gene Ontology annotation, biological process: mitochondrial electron transport, ubiquinol to cytochrome c. Bases 102 to 395 code for a protein of 97 amino acids. Lineage: Eukaryota; Metazoa; Chordata; Actinopteri; Clupeiformes; Engraulidae. The record is from RefSeq and is a predicted model, not a curated record.